Molecule: messenger RNA, 2805 nt
Organism: Filobasidium floriforme
Lineage: Eukaryota; Fungi; Basidiomycota; Tremellomycetes; Filobasidiales; Filobasidiaceae
Product: WD40-repeat-containing domain protein
Exons: 10
Coding region: 66-2678 (870 amino acids)
Biological process (GO): transcription initiation at RNA polymerase II promoter
Cellular component (GO): transcription factor TFIID complex
Molecular function (GO): protein binding; RNA polymerase II general transcription initiation factor activity
Source: RefSeq, a predicted model, not a curated record
UCUGCAUAUUUCCUCGUCAUCUUAGCUCAAUCCUCGAGUCAGUGUUGGCGUAAUCCGGUGACAUCAUGUCCGGCGCUCAGAACCCUCCUGCCAAUGGGUCGAAUGGACCAGGAGGCCCCGCUCAAGCCAACAACGCUCAGCAGCAGCAGCAGCAACAGCUACAGCUGCAGCAACAACAGAUGCAGCAACUGCAGCAACAAGCUCAACUCGAGGCCAAACCUCUAUCCGCCAACGAGCAGGCUCUCCAACUUCUCGAACGGAAUGGUCAUAGGAAAGGAGCAGAUACGCUCAAGGCGUCCAUCAUACAGCAGAAGAUGGCCGAGCGGGCAGAUUAUGAAGCAACAGCAGCAGCAGCAGCAGGACAGCCGUCUCAAGCACCACCACAGCCUCAAAACGUCAAGAAGGAACUUCCUCAGACGCAGCAGCAGCAACAACAACAGCAAGCUCAAGCUCAAAGUCAAGCUCAAGCUCAAUCGAUUCGAACACAUCCCUUACCAGACAACGCUUCGCUCGACGAGAUGCUCAAACGCAACAUCCCCCAAGCGUUCUCGGCGAGCUCUUCCACCGUCAGCUACAACAUCACCCCCGAAUUUAUGCAGCAGGCCGAGAACGUCGUGGCCAUGCAUCUGGAAAAGGUUCAGCGGAAUCAGAGCAACGCGGCCGGUGCGGGCAAGUCGGAGAUCAUCCUUUUGGACUCGACGGAACGGUCAAGAGGUUAUACGAAACUGAGAGAAUGGGUCGAAUCGGGGUUAGAAGGCUGGAAGCCCGAGCUACGGGAAGUCUUGUUCCCCGUCUUCGUGCAUACAUUCCUCGACCUGGUAGAGACUGCCCGGGAUGCCGCUCGGAAAUUCUUUCUUGACCAGGCGGAACAUCACCUGGUCCUACAUCGACCAGAACUGGAGCUGCUAAAAAACAUCAGCUCACCCGCACACGCUUUAAUCAACCCGUUCGUGCUUCGACUUCGUAAGGAACGGUAUACGGUCAACUUGUCCAGGUCGGCGUUCGGCCUGUUAUUGGGGUGGUUGUCAGACAUCGGGCUAGAGUCGUUAUGGGACGUCACGAAAGAUACCGGGCGAUACAAGGAGGCAGUGAGGCAUAUCAUCCAUACGAGAUUGCAGCUACAGAUUACGGAGAGCUCGACCCCGUUGCCUCUGCUCGAGACAAUCUCCAAGAACGGACUCGUCGGUGGAAUUGUUGACGGACCGAGAGGCGUCGAAGCUUUCAACUCGAGUGGACCCGUCAAGCUCGGUCUUCCGGCGCCUGGACCGUCAUUGGCAAAACAUACCGAGAUGGAGGUGGACAAGCUCAAAAAGGAUAACAAGCAGGAAAAGGAAGCGCCCGAGCGGGCCUUGGGAGAUGGCGAUGGUGAUGUCGAGAUGAAGGAUCAACCGACGACGACGGAAGAAGACGCGGACGAGGGUGGGGAAAAGUCAGCGGCAGUUCCUAACGGGGACACCAACAAGGACAAGGACGAGCUUCUCGUCACUGCCCUCGAACCGAUCGGACGUGGAGAAGUGCUGGGGUUCGGGUCUGCGGGGAACUUUGCUAGUAUUGAUCUGGCAAAAGAGGUCAAGGCGGUUACGGAUGCGAGAAAGAGGAUCAAGUUGGGUGACAAGGCGAUGGUCGCCGGGGCAACGGGGAGUUAUGUGCGGCAACCUAGUUUACCGAGCGCCUGUUGCUACACUGUGUUUGACGGGGGCGAGGGGACGACGGCGACGGCGAUAUCGGAAGACGCGUCAUACUUGGCUGCUGGUUCUGCCGAGAGCGUGAUCCGGUUAUGGUCGUUGAAGGGGGAAACCUUGAAGACGCGGGAAUAUGGAUACGCUACCAAGAUCGCACAGGGUGGAGAACCGACACCUAGCAGUGAUCCAGGUACACCCGUACGAAAGCUCGUCGGUCAUUCAGGACCGGUAUAUUCCUUGGCCUUUGAUCCUAUUGCCGGGUCUGCAUACGCUCCGUCACAUCUGUUAUCGUCAUCACAGGACGGCACGGUCCGUCUUUGGUCGACAGAUACCUUCAAGAAUCUGGCUGUAUACAAGGGUCACGCGGAUCCGGUGUGGGCUGUCGAGUGGGGACCGUACGGAGCCCAGUUUGCGACAGCGAGCAGGGAUCGAACGGCAAGGCUAUGGAUCACAGAUCGUGUUGCCCCCGUACGAAUGUUUGCCGGUCACUUAUCAGAUGUAGACUGUUUGAAGUUCCACCCGAAUUCCCUGUACCUUGCAACCGGAUCCUCUGACAAGACUUGUCGAUUAUGGGAUAUCCAGCGUGGGGAGUGCGUGAGGGUCUUUAUGGGCCACGACGAAGCGGUCAACUGCCUCGCCAUCAGUCCUGAUGGUCGAUAUUUGGCCAGUGCUGGACAAGACAAGACUAUCAAGCUGUGGGACUUGUUCUACGGCCGGAUGAUCAAGUCGAUGACGGGCCACACGCAGCCCAUCCAUUCGCUCUCCUUCAGCGCCGAAUCGUCGGUGAUCAUUAGCGGAAGUUCGGAUUGCACCGUACGGGUUUGGGAUGCGAAGACGAUGGGAGGCAAAAAGACGGGACCGGGAAUACAUGACACCACCCAGACAUCGGAUCUACUAACGACAUAUCACACGAAGAGAACGCCAAUCACGACCACCCACUUUACCCCUCGAAACCUGUGCCUCGUAGCGGGCACUUUUACCGAAGAGCAGACAUAAACCGGAUCAAGCCGGAAAUAGAAAGUGGCUACCAAGGGGACUCAUCCAAACAAACAGUUGUAUUCAGCCUCAUGCAUAGAGGAUCCUUAUGCGCAUAUAGACCACAUACUGGUACCAUGAACAGCAG